Molecule: messenger RNA, 1044 nt
Organism: Fonsecaea erecta
Lineage: Eukaryota; Fungi; Ascomycota; Eurotiomycetes; Chaetothyriales; Herpotrichiellaceae
Exons: 2
Coding region: 1-1044 (347 amino acids)
Source: RefSeq, a predicted model, not a curated record
AUGGCAGGCUUCAGUACACCCAUGCAGAAUGCGCGCACGCCGUCGCAGCAGCAGCCGAAGCAGAUGUCUUCGCGACUGCUGAACAUGAAGUUCAUGCAAAGAGCUGCCGCCUCUACGCCCAACGCAACGUCCACUCCAGCUUCGUCUACAGGUCGCACGCCCGCGACCGAACCGCUUGCGAAACGUCGGAAAAUUGACAGUAUGACUUCCUCCCCAGUGGUGGCCUCUACUCCUGGAACACCGUCAAUUGCACCGCAAGAUACAAGCCUGGGCAUCGCUCCGAGAGGAGGAACGAGUUCGUCCACCCGGUUCGAAGGCGCAGACACAGAGUGGGUGCUGGACCUGAAGAUGAAAUCUCCUGGAGACGGCGAAGUGACAUCACCAUCCCAUAAGAACGCACAUGCCAACAGGGGAGGGUCAAAAUCGCGCUUUGGUCUGUUAUAUAAUAGGCGGAGCGAAGAGGACGAAGAAGCAGAGGACGAAGAAGGAGAAGAAGAAGAGGAGGAGGAGGACAUUUGGAAUAACAACCGACCUAGUGGCCGACAGACCUUUGGCUCAUUCGACCGCAAGAAGCGGACGCUGAGGCCUAGUACUGGGCAGCAGGACCAACCCCGGUACACUGGAGACGACCAAGAUCUGAGCUCCGCCUCAGACUCGGAUUCAGGCUCGGAUCCAGACUCAGACUCAGAGGCAGACUUGUCCGUGCCCACUUCGUCUAACAGACCAACACCACGACGACGACAACAACAGCAACAACAAGGCAGACGCGCCAGCCCCACCAAGCCCGCCGCAGACAUAGACUCGGACGAAGAAAUGAACCGGGUUCGAAUGGCCAUCGAGCAGAAACACCGCAGUAUGGCGGGCAGCGGGCAUGUGACGCGGAAUGUUACUAUUGGUGGUGGUACUGGGAAAUCCCGCUCCGUGCGCCCCGAGGCGGGCGACAAGCGGAAAAGGGCAGAACAGCAGGAGAGCCAGCACGAGGGGAACAACGACAAGAGGAAAAAGAACAAGAACAAGAACAAGAAGGCGAGAAAGACGCUGUGA